UUGGUGCUGUCUUCACCGACAUGUGGCCUAGGCAACUCGCACGGUACGGUCGUUUAACUGGUCACCCACCUUCGAGUGUUUUGACAAGACAGCUGUCAAAAACCAGUUGAUUGCCCCCGCACGAAAUCCUAACUGUAUUUUCCUUUGUUCGCUGUAUUUUGAACAGUGGAAUGUUAAAUGGGGACGUCGGCGUAAAGCAACAAUGCUAGUUUGACCCGAUCGCUCACCUUAACGCUCCCCAAAAAAGUGUACCUUCGGUGUGCAAAAUGGCCACUAGGAGCAAACCAGGAGGCAAACAUGACGACCAAAGCGUGGAGACCCUGGCCGAGGUCUUCCGCUGCUUCAUCUGCAUGGAGAAACUGCGCGACGCCCAUCUGUGCCCGCACUGCUCCAAGCUGUGCUGCUACGUUUGCAUCCGGCGGUGGCUCACCGAACAGCGGUCGCAGUGCCCCCAUUGCCGGGCGUCGCUGCAUCUGCACGAACUGGUCAACUGCAGAUGGGUGGAGGAGGUCACCCAGCAGCUCGACACCCUGCAGGCCGUCAACUUGAACAGCAGCAGGGGCGAAGACAAUGACCGGGACAAGUGUGCCACACAUUCGGAGAAACUGUCCGUCUAUUGCUGGACGUGCCGCUGCUGCAUUUGCCACCAGUGCGCUCUGUGGGGCGGCACUCACUCGGGGCACACCUUCAAGCCACUCGACGAAGUCUACGAACAGCACGUCACCCAGAUUAAGGACGAGGUGGUUCAGCUCAGGCGCCGCCUGAUGGAGCUGAUCAGCAUCGUGCAGGAAGUUGAACGUAACGUGGAAUCGGUUCGUUCGGCGAAAGACGAGCGCGUCCGUGAGAUCCGCAACGCCGUCGAGCUGAUGAUUGCCCGUCUCGACUCGCAGUUGAAGACCAAACUCCUGACUUUGAUGGGCCAGAAGGACUCGCUCACGCAAGAAACCGAGCAGUUGGAGCACCUCCUGCACGAGAUCGAGCACCAGCUGCACACGUGCACCCGCUCGGAGAUGAUCUCGAAGAGUUCGGAACUGUCCCGAAUGAUCCAUGCCAUUAGGAAAAAACCAAUGACGAGUUUCGUGACAGCUCCAGUUCCUGCGGAUUUUCACAGCGAAAUUGUGCCGGCUUACGACAGCAGCACAUUCGUAAUGCAUUGUUUUUCCCAACUGCAACGAAAAGCCGACCCUGUCUACUCCACUCCCUUGCACUGUAACGGGCUCUGUUGGCGCCUCAAAGUCUACCCGGACGGCAACGGUGUUGUCCGUGGCAAUUACCUAUCAGUUUUCCUCGAACUGAGCGCCGGUUAUCCCGAAACCUCGAAAUAUGAGUACCGGGUCGAGAUGAUCCAUCAGGCGAGUCGCGACUCGUCGAAAAACAUCGUUCGGGAAUUCGCGUCCGAUUUCGAAGUUGGCGAGUGUUGGGGCUAUAACCGGUUCUUCCGACUGGACCUCCUGGCCAGCGAGGGCUACCUGAACGUAGCCUCGGACACGCUCGUUUUGCGGUUCCAGGUGCGCGCCCCCACCUUCUACCAGCGCUGCCGCGACCAGCAGUGGUACAUCAACCAACUGCAAACCGUUCAAAACCAGUACAUUUCACAAAUCAACGAAUCCAAAGAGCGCCUCGCCGCCGAAAUCUCCCGAAAUGCCGUUGCGGCGACUCUGGGGGCCGCCACGCAAAUCCCCGACAUUGCCACAAUUGGCAUGGUCAAAAGCAUGUACAACAUGGCUCCAGUGGUGCCAUCUGAGGCGGCCGAGGCCCAACCAAUGCCGUCAACUUCGAAAAAUGGGGUUGCGGAAAAAUUCGAUAUCACGACUUUGGCCAAGAAUUUAAUGAGCAAUGUUAAUACGAAGCAAGUGGCGACUACGACGGCAACGGGCGAUUGUCCGAAUAAUACGAGUGGUUCGUCGUCGACGAGUUCCAUCCAGACGAAAAAAAGGGAAACGGGGCGACAAAGUGGCAACGAAUCGGCCACUGAAACUCCGCGACAUUUACUGGGGCUGGGAGUGUCGCUCAGUUCGCCGAAUUUGUUGAAUUCGAACGUUUCCUUCACGCUUUGUUGCAGCAGCAGCGAAAGCGACCUGAGCGAGCCGGAGAACCUGAUGGAGGAGUUCGAGCCGGCCGAGGCCAACUUGAUCAGCACUGGCGACAAUUCGAACGAUGAGAACGACGUCGACGACGAGACAAUGUCAGGUAACGGUGACGGAAACGCGCAUUACUCACAAAAUUCUAACAGUCCUACUAACGAAGCAGCCGAAAAAGACGGAGAGAAUGAUGUAGAGUAUGCGGAAUUUUCAAUGACCCAGCGCCUCAUGAUGCGGGAUUCGAGUCCUGCGGCCGCAGGAGCCACGGCUCUCUCGCCCACCGAGGGCAACUCAUUUGAGGACAAACUGAUGCUCUUGCAACUGUUUGAUAGAUUGGAAAAUUCGCCACAGGCGACAACGGCACCUAACGUGCCUCAGACCGACUUGCCACCUGUCAAUCUCGAUCUAGUUCUCUUAGACAACCUAUCAAUCAAGAGCGAUGAUCAGUUAUCAUCGCCCACUGUACCUGACGUGGCCAAUCGACGAAAACUGCGGAAGCGGUUCAAAGGGGGCGCCAGCAGUGAGGGUGGCGCUACAGCUAACCCGACUUGGACUGAGACCGUGCCAUUGAACACGAAGGAGUCAGUGAUGGGGCCUUUGGAGUCCUUCCUGCGUUCCAUUAAUUGUUAUCCCGAACAUGACCAACAUCGCAAGAAACACUCUUCGAAGCGGAAACCGCUAAAAGGCGCCGAACGCAUCCUUGGUUUCUCGCUGCCACAACCGGCGUCGCCUCCACCGCUCGGCGACAACGUCGAUGGUAGUGUCCAACCAUCGUCAUCGAACGGUUUCAGCUGGACACCGUCUCUCUUAAGUCAGAGGCGCCCCAAUAAAGUCAAACUGCAAACUGAUCUCAGCAAACCGGAAAAGGAGUCCAAAAACGGAAGGUCUGAUAACCAGCCGCAUUCCGCCUGAUCUGUGUAACUUAUUUAUUAUGAUUAAUUUAAUUUUUUACGUGGUAGUUUGGUGGACUAAUACAGUACUUAAUGAUUCAAUUAAUCCAUCAUUCCAGUAGGAAUUAAAAACUAACUAAAAUUAGGCUGUGUGAGUUGUCAGCUUUGAAUGUCUCUAAAUAAAAAAUUCAAAGCCAGAAA
Tribolium castaneum (red flour beetle) is the source of this 3172-nucleotide messenger RNA. RefSeq names its product E3 ubiquitin-protein ligase TRIM37. The coding region runs from base 267 to 2993 and encodes 908 amino acids. Lineage: Eukaryota; Metazoa; Arthropoda; Insecta; Coleoptera; Tenebrionidae. Gene Ontology annotation, molecular function: ubiquitin protein ligase binding; tumor necrosis factor receptor binding; ubiquitin protein ligase activity. The transcript is spliced from 12 exons. Gene Ontology annotation, cellular component: aggresome; peroxisome. Gene Ontology annotation, biological process: negative regulation of centriole replication; protein autoubiquitination. The record is from RefSeq and is a predicted model, not a curated record.